Rhagoletis pomonella (apple maggot) is the source of this 957-nucleotide messenger RNA. RefSeq lists its product as uncharacterized. The record is from RefSeq and is a predicted model, not a curated record. Bases 113 to 904 code for a protein of 263 amino acids. The transcript is spliced from 6 exons. NCBI's taxonomy places the organism in Eukaryota, Metazoa, Arthropoda, Insecta, Diptera, Tephritidae.
UAAACAGCUGGCUAUGGCGUAGAGUUCAUUCUAAAUACAGCUGUUUAAUCAACAACUUCUUAUUUUGCUUACACCUUAUAGAGGGUUGGAAACUAUAGGAAAUAGAUGAAAAAUGGAGAAUUUGGGGAAACUUGAGGAGCAAGUCGUAAAAUCCCAACUUGAUCAAGUGGCUAGACCUCUAGAAUUAGCUGAUGCACUCAAAUCAGUGUUAGGGCAAUCCAUGGAAGAAGUACAAACUGCGAACCAAAACGAUGGUUUUUUCACACCCCAGUCGCAGGAACAGAAAUCAGCAAAGAAACGUGCGUCCGCAGAUAAACAGCAAGUAUAUGGGUACAUGAAAAAGAAGAUUCUUAACCAUUUAGAAAAAAAUAGUUGCAGCUCAAGUAGUGUAAAUGAUGUGAUAGCAGCUUCGAAAUUUAAUAGGGACGUAAUACUCGAAUAUUUAAAUCAGCGAAUGGAAAUGGCUGUAAUGAAUGUGCAUGAAGAGUGUGAGUCGCCAAGUUUUAAGAACAUUGAAGCCUGGUUAGUGCAAUUCAAAAAAUGGAAUUUACCCCAGUCAUGCUUGUAUGAACCUGCUCUAGUUAUGAAUGGCAUUGCAAAUAAUGAGGAUAUUCCCCCAGCAAAUCAAUUGGAAGGUAUAGACCUAAGAUCUGUUUAUAAAUUUCUAGGAAAUGCAUUGAUGGGCUUGCCACAACCAAAAUUAAAUACCAAAACAGCGGAGUUUUUAGCUAAAGAGUUUGAGAUUCUCGUCUCAGAAGCCAACACAAGUGUAGGCGAUGAACACACAGUUCUCUUGCAUAAUAUUUUAGAAGGCUACAAAGAGCUGCCAACUCAUUCUCAAACAGGAAAAUGCAGCAUCGAUCCUUUUUGUAUCGAUGAUGAUAAGAGAUCCCAACAACAAUGAAUUGUGUUAAAAUUAUGAAUAUUCUAAAUAAAGAAGACUGUGUAAAAUUAUAA